Molecule: messenger RNA, 5355 nt
Organism: Cryptotermes secundus
Lineage: Eukaryota; Metazoa; Arthropoda; Insecta; Blattodea; Kalotermitidae
Product: 1-phosphatidylinositol 4,5-bisphosphate phosphodiesterase delta-4
Biological process (GO): lipid metabolic process; phosphatidylinositol-mediated signaling
Molecular function (GO): phosphatidylinositol-4,5-bisphosphate phospholipase C activity
Source: RefSeq, a predicted model, not a curated record
ACCUUGACAACUCAAAUACUGUUCCGAGAUGUUCUGGUUGAUGCCAUCAAACCAUAUGCUUUCUACGCAUCAGAGUACCCUGUCAUCCUGUCACUCGAAAAUCACUGUAGUGAGCGGCAGCAGGAAACACUGGCAAGGCACUUGCGAGAUGUUCUUGGAGACAUGCUGUACACAGAGUCUGUCAAGGAGGACAUGGAGUUCCUGCCAUCCCCUGAAGCUCUCAAAAGAAAGAUCAUUGUGAAAGCAAAGAAGAAAGCCCCAGCUGAGAAAGCAAAUGAAAGCGAAUCAGAGGAGGAAGAGGAAGCAGAGAAAAUAGCAGUCGAGCUGAAGGCAGAUAUUCAACAGAAUAAGAAGGUUGUUGCCGAGGGACUGUCCAGUCUGGUCAACAUCUGCCAGGCUGUUCACUUCCAUGGGUUUGAGGAAGCCAAAGUCAGUGGCAAGUGCUACCAGAUGUCCUCGUUCUGUGAAACAAAAGCUGAGGAUCUCAUAGAGAAGAGUGCCAGGGACUUCGUGGCAUACAACACACGGCAACUGAGCAGAAUCUACCCUUCAGGGACACGAACUGGAUCCUCCAACUACAAACCCACCCCUUUCUGGAAUGUGGGUUGUCAGAUAGUUGCCCUCAACUACCAGAGCUCCCAGAGACCAAUAUUUCUGAAUGAAUCCAAAUUCCGACAAAACGGUGGUUGUGGCUAUGUCUUGAAGCCCAAGUUUCUCUGCGGAACAGGUGAUUAUGAUCCGGAUGCAGUGAUGGCUCACAGGUUGGAAGCAUCUGAACAAGGAGCUGGGCGAAUGUCUUCCCAGAAAUCUGUCUCAAGAUCUGUAGCCAUAAGGAUGUGGCAUCGGGCAAGGAAUAUUCUUUUCGUCAAAAGACUGAGGAGACUAGACGUCCCACAGAAGAUGAUGUUGGAGCAAGAGGCCUCGACACAGCUCAAAUUGAUUAUCAUUAGUGGACAGCACAUUCCGAAAGCGAAUCAGGACUUGCAGGGCGAAGUUGUUGACCCAUAUGUUGUGGUGAAGAUUGUGGGCCACCCUGCAGAUGCACAGAAAAAGAAAACUGAUAUUGUCAGGAAUAAUGGAUUCAACCCCAGAUGGAACCAAGAAAUGAGCUUCUCCCUGAAAGUACCAGAGUUGGCCAUGGUUCACUUCAUUGUGAGGGACUGCAGCACAACAGGCAAGGACGCUAUGCUGGGCAUGUACGCCCUGCCAUUCACCAGCAUACAGGAAGGGUACAGACAUGUUUACCUGUUGGAUUACCUGAGGAACCUGGUGUCACCAGCGACUCUCUUUGUGCAUGUCUCCAUCGAGUGACAAUUCAACAUUCUCUGCCAUGUACUAUGGUGGCUAUGUACUAAUUUCUCACGUAAUUCCUUUUUUUAAUGUGUAUAAGAGAGAGGUGGAAUGUGGUGAAGUGUGUAUCGCCUGGAGCGGUGAUGUAGGAAGAAGUAGAAUCCUCUGAGCCUAACGCCAUGUAUUGAGGAACAAGACACUCAUGAGGGUCUAAGCUUUUAGUAUGCAGCACUUGGUGCUCACGCCCAACAUCAGAGAGUUAGAAAAGUCUGUCUGAAGAGUUCCUCUGAAGUUGGUGUUCAAGAUUUAGUCCAUUGCAUGCUAUGAGCAUUAGAUGAGACCGUGUUACUUGCACUGAAAUUGCCACAACCAAAGAGAUGGACUCAUUAAUGAAUUAAUACAGCAUUUCUGUCAAUAAGUGACAUCAGGUGUGACAAAUUAAUGUUUAGAGGAAAUAAUAAUCUUACAAGUGAUCUGUACAUGCUUAUGUUUGAAGGUCAUUUGAGGAAGUUUUUUGUUUUUUUUCUGUGCAGCUGAAUUUACCCCCAAGCAAACUUUUCUCUGCAGUUUUAUGACAGGGCUUGGCAGCGAAAGGCUUUAUCAUUAACCUGAACAUACAUAAACUCUCUGGUGUAAGUUCAGUCCUUAUGGUUAAAAUAUGGAAUGCAUGUGAACACCAUAAAACAGAAAAUGGAACAAGCACAAGAUUUCAUCCAUCUGCAGUAGGAGAAUAUUUUUUUAGUGUAUAGGAAGCCUGUCUCUCCUGAAAGGUUGAAAAAUGCUAUAGUUUUGGGGGCUGCAUACUUUCACUUAAUUCUUUGGACUACCAAGACCUGCUGGAAACACUAAAGCUGCUUAGGGAACACGCAUUUGUACACAAAACCCCACAAUCCUUCCUCAAAUGACCUUCAAACCAGCGGAUGUAUGUCAUUUAGAAGUCUACUCCGUCCCUUCAGUACAAUUUGUCACACUUGAUGGCAGCUGUUGACAGAAAUGCUGUACUAAAUGAUCACUGAUGAUUCUGUGUCUUUGGCUUUUGUAGUUAACACAUGUACCCUGAACUCAUCUAGGUGGAAUGAGGUUUAAAAUCAUUCUUCAGUUCCUGCAAAAAAUAGACGUUUGAAGGUUUGUAAUAUUAUUGAAAAACUGGCAAGUUGGAAGUCCAUUUGGUACAGCCUUAUCAUUACUGACUCUGGGUGUAUUUAUUCUCCCCAACACUGAAUACACUCAUGUUAUAUAUUCUUAAACAUUUGGAUUUUUAUACAUCUUCAAAUACAAUAUAAGUUGAAGAGGAGAUAAGCCUUUUCUUUGUAUGAAAUUGAGAAAGAAUAGUAAGAAUAGCUGUGGCUGAGGUUCAGUUGUUAACAACCCAGUUUUUUUUGGGGGGGGGCAUAUGAUUGGUUGAUUAUUUUGUGAGCAUUUUCAAAUCAUCUGACACAAGUCUGAGCAUAAGUGGGCUGUGAUUUUUUAAAUGUCCUGCCAAGUUUUGCAGUAAAAUCACUUUUGGUUUAAUUUAUUUGAAUAUAUUACAUAAAAUUAGGUCCAGUUUCAGUUUUCAGCAUUUUCACCUCGUGAUUCACACGAUUUUAUUAUUUAUAUACCCUAAUUUUCUGUUCUGGGAUUAAAAAUAAAAUUAAACUGCUCCAAAUUGUAUAUGUUCCAUUCCUAUGUAUGACAGCACAAUGGGAAAUUAUGUCACUGAAGUUUUAAGGGGGUAGCAGCUGGUUUAUAAAAUCCAAAGUGAGUUAGCACGAAUUCUGUAUACUUGAUACAGUUUGGACUCUGUUGGCAAAUGUCCCAUAGUGUGCUGAAUGCAGCCUGUGAACUGCCAGGAUGCUAUGUCAUAUAAACUGAUAUGAUUAACAUUACAUGAUGCAUGAGUUAUAUAUACAGACACACACACACACACACACACACACGCACACACACUGUUAGAAAGAAAGAGCUCCCUUGUGUUGUGAGGUUUGAGGUUACUAUAGCAGUGGUAAUGAUGGUUGAAGAUACUGACUUUUUAAGAUGUGAUGCCAUACACUAUAAUAGAUAGGUGUAAACUUUUCUUCCACCUUGAAGAUGGAAGCAGCAGAUACAUCCAAAACGUUGGUACCUAUCUACCAAAUUAUAUAGCAUUACAUGUUAGAAUAGCAUAAUCUUCUCUCUUUUGUUUUUAUGAGUGGAGCCCAUUUUGGACCCAUCCAGCAUUUAAAAGAAGAUGUUCUACUUUUACGGACAGUAGACAGUGGUAUCUUCAGUGAUGGAUAAUUUUUGUAGUUCCUCAUGUAAUUUGCUGUGAAAUAGAAAUAAUGGCUUUCAUAUGCUGUUGGACUGAGUCUCACAGAGAGUCCAGAAUGGUCAGGACUUCUCCCAGGGAACCAACAUCUGUGGAACCAUUAAAUUAGCUGGUGCAGCUUUUCCAUGCCCAUUCAUGUAUGAGCUAUGUCAGUUUUAUAUUAAGCUAUUAGGUUACUAACCUCAGCAAAUGCUAUUAUAUAUUUUUAUAAGAUAUAUUUUUUACCACGCGGAAUCCUUUUGUAUAGUAAAGUUUGUACAGUAACCUGAGGUUAAAUUUACUGUGUGGAAGUUACUUCAAGAGGAGGCUCUGAGCCUUGGCUUCACAGUGUUCACUUGAUCAAGUGCAGACAAAUUUUUCCAAGCAACCAUAAGUUUUACAGAUAUGAAAUCUGUAGGUGAGAGUUCUCUGUAUCUACUGACAUGGUCUGUGAGUUACUUGGCAAUAUCUCUAAUAACCUUUUUUUAAGGCAAAAAAUUAAAGCAUUGAGUGUAUGAAGGGUAAGCCUUCCCUUAUGUGUAAGUGCCUUGAAGUGUUUCUGCUGCUGUGGAACCCAUUGUCUUAUGUUGUCUCAUUUGUGAGAGUUUCAGAAUUUUCUUUGUUGUUGUUAUACAAAGAACAUUGACAGGAAAUGCAGCUGAUUAGUUUGUAUGCUGAGAGUCUGAUUUACAUUUUGCUAACAUUUAUUGUUGUGAAAGAAACACUAUGUAUUUCACAGUGGUUCAUUGUUGAUGUUUAUUCUACUUUUGGGACUUUGUGCUGUGUUGAUGCAGGCAGCAUUGUUGACAUUCCAGAUUUAAAUGCUGCCCCCAUCUUCAGGGUUGAAGUGAAUAGUGUGGAUGAGUUUAUAUGCGUGUAUACGUAGGUUUUGGUUGAACAGACCCAUGGAGGGAGGACGGAAAACUUGUACCCAAUCCUGACCAGUAUGAUCAGUGGGCAAGGAAAGUUACUGAACAUUGUGCUUGAGGGCCACAACAUUCAUGAAAAGACCAUCAGUGACAGAUGCUCCAGAAUGAUCACCCACAGAAGUGCUCACCGAACAGAAUGUUGUUUCAGUUAACUGUGCUGUGGGUCAUGUGGAACGUUGCAGAGGAUUCCCUAAUGGCCAAGGGUAUAUUGCCGCAGAAACAGGAAGGAAGGUAAUCAGGGAUUCGUGUACUGUAUAAAGGAGAUGUCAGCACAUAUGACACGGACUGUUCGCAAGGACUGGAUUGAAAUUAUUUGCAUUCUUCCAUUCCUGGCACGGUUUCUUCUUAUCACCACAAAAAAUAUAUACAUUUUACUUGUCCUGUCAUAUAUUUGUUUCUGAUCAGAAUUGUGUGCUGAAGAAUAACACAGUGAGAGAUGUUUUCACAAGUUUUCUAAUAGUGGGCAAAUUGUUCUUCAAAUAUUCAUUCCAAAUUUUGUAGUUGUGAUACAUUAACAUUUUAAAAAUAAUCAGCCUGAUAAUUAAUUAAGUAAGUAAGUAACUAAGGACCCUUUUUUGUAUUCUGAGAUCUGUUUAUUUGGCUGCAUUCAUCUCCCCCCCAAUGAUUCAUCCUGAAGAUGUAAGUGUGAUAUGUACCAAAAUGUUUGGAAGAGCUUCAAGAUAUGACACAGCUGAAGCCCAGAGAAACUGAAAUUACAGUUGUGCCCUGAAGUAGGAUGCAGAAAGUCAAUGUAAUUAUUUAGAAAUGCAAUUUUAGAAAUUUUAAAGCAUUUGAAAAUUAAAGAAAUCUGUAAAAAGUUGUAAAUUUGGGGGUUAAUUAUAUUGCUAAUUGAAGAAGUUAAAAACUGCA